CUCAGUUUCCUGCAGCCGAGGCACUCAGCCCAGGGUGAGCUGCAGAGGCUGGAGACAUCCUAGCCCUGAUCUAUAACCCUCAUCAUCGGCGGGGGGAGUAGUGCAGAAGGCUGCGGGCAGGUGCCCUCCUCUGCCCGCCGUCACCGCCGCGGCUUCUCCCCGGCUUUCUCUGCACUGGUGCAGCACAGGACAGCACCCUGGCUCAGAAGGUGAUCCCCUCCUCUCCCCUGAGGAUGUCUCGGAAGGUGCAGAGGGGCGAGGUGUGUGCAGACUGCAGUGCCCCAGAUCCUGGUUGGGCCUCCAUAAAUCGGGGAGUGCUGAUCUGUGACGAAUGCUGUAGCGUGCACCGCAGUCUUGGACGACACAUCUCCAUUGUCAAGCAUCUUCGACAUAGCGCAUGGCCAUCAUCACUUUUGCAGAUGGUGCACACGUUGGCCAGCAAUGGAGCAAAUUCCAUUUGGGAACAUUCUCUGUUAGACCCUGCGCAGGUUCAGAGUGGGCGACGCAAGGCCAACCCUCAAGACAAACUGCACCCAACAAAAUCAGAGUUUAUUCGUGCCAAGUAUCAGAUGCUCGCGUUUGUGCACAAGUUACCAUGUCGCGAUGAUGAUGGAGUGACCGCCAAAGACCUCAGCAAGCAACUUCAUUCCAGUGUGAGGACUGGGAACCUGGAAACAUGCUUACGUCUGCUGUCUCUUGGUGCUCAAGCCAAUUUCUUCCACCCGGAGAAGGGGAGCACGCCACUACAUGUAGCAGCUAAAGCUGGCCAGGUUCUUCAGGCUGAGCUUUUGGUAGUAUAUGGAGCUGACCCAGGGGCCCCUGACAUGAAUGGAAGAACACCUAUUGAUUAUGGCAGGCAGGCUGGGCACCACGAUCUGGCAGACAGACUGGUGGAGUGUCAGUAUGAGCUGACGGACAGACUCGCCUUCUACCUCUGUGGCCGAAAACCAGAUCAUAAGAAUGGACAUUAUAUCAUUCCACAGAUGGCGGAUAGAUCUCGCCCCAGGGGUGUGCCGCAGAGUUUGGACCUCUCUGAACUUGCAAAAGCUGCCAAAAAGAAGCUCCAGGCACUCAGUAACCGGCUUUUUGAAGAACUGGCGAUGGAUGUCUAUGAUGAGGUAGAUCGAAGAGAAAAUGAUGCAGUCUGGCUGACGACGCAGAAUCACAGCACGUUGGUCACGGAGCGCAGCGCUGUUCCGUUCUUACCGGUUAACCCUGAAUAUUCGGCGACUAGGAAUCAGGGACGCCAGAAACUUGCACGUUUCAAUGCUCGGGAGUUUGCCACUUUGAUCAUUGAUAUUCUGAGUGAAGCCAAGAGAAGACAACAAGGAAAAACCUCUGUAAUUUCUACAGACAACUUUGACUAUACUCUGAGAAACAAUGCCAAUGACUGUGAUGACCAGCACGACUAUGACAGCGUAGCUUCCGAUGAAGACACAGACCAAGACCUGCUCAGAAAUUCCAGGAACAAUCGAGCCAGGAGCAUGGACUCCUCCGACCUGUCCGAUGGUCCCAUUACUUUGCAGGAGUACCUGGAAGUGAAAAAAGCUCUUGCGACAUCCGACGCCAAAGUUCAGCAGUUGAUGAAAGUAAAUAACAAUCUGAGUGAGGAGCUGCGGCGACUUCAGAGAGAGAUUCAUAAACUGCAGUCUGAGAACUCCCAGAUCCGUCACCAGUCUGGCCCUUCACCACCACCACCAGUAAACCCCGAGAGGACUGAACACCAGUUACCCUCAGCCCACCGACGAGACCGGCAGGCAUUUUCAAUGUAUGAACCAGGAUCAGCCCUAAAACCAUUUGCACAGUCCACAGAUGACCUUAGCAGUCGACUGCAGCCCUUCCACUCUGGGAUUCGGAAAGGCAUCAGUGCCUCUUCUGUGCCCUUCCCCCCUUUGUCCUCCCCUCUGUUCUCUGGACCCCCGGACAAUACCCGGAACAUGUCUGUUAAGGCAGACCGUCACGGCAGUGGUGCGGACAGUGACUAUGACAAUACACAGAGUACAGAAACAAGCGUUGGGGUGGAAGGAAGAAGGUACCUAGAAUUAUCCCGGGAUGAAGAUUUCCACGCUGAUGCAGAAGAUGUAGAGGUGGAGUUGGACGCGACCCUACCCAGCACAGAGGAUGUGAUCCUCAGGACGGAACAAGUGACCAAGAACAUCCAGGAGCUGCUGAGAGCUGCACAAGAGUUCAAGCACGAUAGUUUUGUACCCUGCUCCGAGAAAAUCCACUCUGCAGUAACAGAAAUGGCAUCCCUCUUUCCCAAGAAACCAGCGUUGGAGACUGUACGCUGCUCCUUGAAGCUGCUCAAUGCUAGCGCUUACCGACUGCAAAGUGAGUGCCGGAAAACUGUUCCACCAGAGCCAGGGGCAACGGUAGACUACCAGCUCCUGACACAGCAAGUCAUUCAGUGCGCUUACGACAUUGCCAAAGCAGCUAAACAGCUGGUCACUAUCACCACCCGGGAAAAGAAGCAGUGACCUCCAUUUUCCUCUAAGAACCUUGCCCUUUCUAAAGGCAUACAGAGCUGCCAAGAGCAUGAGACAUGGAGGACUUCUCACAGCGUUGGAUGAGACUGGGGCUUCUACCCUCUUGGCUGAUUGAGACAUUUGCCCCUGCAGGCCAAAUAUUUAAUGUGCAGUCCCUUACAAAGAGAAAUGCCAUAGAGAUGCCCUACCAUACAGUCAUUGUGACAUACACACUAUCCUAACUGUACAGAGAUCAUAUAUAUAUAUAUAUAUAUAUAAUCUCCCCAUGUGUACAGAGAAGAAAUGCGCUUUUGGUUGUAGAACCUGUCCUGCUGCCUGUCCUUUCUGAACUUGGCCAAAAGAAAGUUUCUUGUAGCUUCUUAAUAUUUACAUGCAGAAUCCAGUAGAAGUCAUCACGUGAAGCACCGCUACGGUAUGGGCCAUGGAUAGGAAGAGAUGGCUGUAACAUAUUUCAUACCCAAAGCAAUUGGAUUGUAAAUCUGCAGUUUUGCAAUCCACAAAUGGCACAAAUUCCACAUCAUUUUCAAGAAUAACCCUUAGUUCCACCCACUUAUCAUUAUGAAUCAUUGUCAUUUUUUAUUUAUAUUUUUACUGUACUCUGAUUCUGAAUGCAAACAAGAAUCAACUGGUUAUGAAUAAAAGGUUCUCGGUGAAUGGCAUAAGCUAUAAGUCAGGGAAGGAGAAUGCCCCACAUAAGCGUUCAGACGCGUGGUGUUCUUUUGUCCAUGUCCGCUUUGCCUGUUAUUAAGUAGGUGGCCAUCUCUGGACAGCUGGGUCUGAGCCUAGAACAGGUUCUAGAAUGAUAGGAACUAGAUUAUUGCCUCUCUCUGUUUCCCUCUGCUGGUUCCAUCGAACUACAUAAGAACUGUUUGGGUGCUAUAUCUUGGCUCUCAUUCUGUUUCAAUCAACAUAGGGAAACUUUGGCAGAUAUUCGUUUGUGAUGCAAGCCCUUAAGUAUGUUGAAAUAUUGGAAGCUUCACGAUGGGAAUGCGUCUUUAUCUGCCUUCCUACUCUGGUGAGGACAAGUCACUGAUAGGGUUACAACAAAGGCACUCAAGUUUAAAGUUCAAAGAAAGAAGCUGGAAGCGCCCCUUGCAGCGUGUAUACACACCUGACAGUGGUACCGCUGUGUGUAUUUGCCAAGGUAACCUGGCAGGUCAGAAAAAUCCUUGACUGACCAUUCUGAUCUUUCUCCUUUGCUGUGAAUGGGUCACAACACUAAACGUACACUGGAAUCUGUGUGUGUGUGUGUGUAUGUAUAUGUAUGUAUAAAAAAUAUAUAUAUAUAUAUAUACACAUGCAUAUAUAAUAAACAUCUCUUUUUGUUAUUUAGGAGGAAGGGAUUCAUGUAGAAGACUGUUCUUGUAUUUUGUAUGAAACCACUUUAAGCUCAUUUUUCAAAGCAGGCUUCGACAACCUAUCAUUUUUGUCUUUGCAUCCAUGCCAAUUCAGGACUUAGAGAGGUGGUCUGGAUUUGGAUAAAUGUCUGCCUUUUUCCCAGAAGCAAGGCCACUCCUGUUUAUUACUUGUUUCUGGUAUUGCAACGUAUUCAUGUUAAUGGCACAAACAAAAGUGGCGCUGUUUCUGGGGGGGGGGGGGACCUUUUAUAUUCAAAUUCCAAACAACCUGUUUAAAGACUAUGGACACCUUUUGGGGCAGUUUUUUUAUUAUUGCAUCUUACUCAUUUUGGGCUAAAAAUAAUUUUUUCUAUUGGUCUUCAAUAAAAAUGUUUAGCGUUUUCUGAGAUAUAGGGGUUAAAAUCAAAGUUUUAAUUUAAGCCCUUUUCUUAUCAGUCUGAUAAGAACUGAGCUAUAAUGAGUAUUUUUGAGGUCAGAAAAUCAGAGAGGAGUUCCACAUCAAAGAAAACAGGAAGUGACAGCUUGCAAACAGACCGAUUUUUCUUUAACCCCUGUAUCUUGGGAAUAACUGAACAUUUCUAUUAAAGACCAAUUUAAAAAAUGAUUUUUAGCUCAAAAUGAGUAAAAUGCAAUCAUAAAAAAAAUGCCCCAAAGUUGUCCAUAGCCUUUAAAAGGCUAGGUACACCUUUUGGGAGUCAUUUUUUUUAUUACUGCAUUGUACUCUAUUUUGAGCUAAAAAUCAUUUUUGUCAAUUGGUCGUUAUUGAAAAGGUUGAGCCCCUUGCUCUGUACUGCCUUGAGAUUCUUUGGUAGCAUGCUCAGUGUUUUUGCUCUGUUCCAUCAGCCCUCUCAGCUGAUGACUCCUUAUCUCUUAAGAAUGUGGCUUAAAUAAGUGUUUAUGACCUUUUAGUAAUUUAGAGAUAAGCUUUUAUUAGAUGAUUAGAUGACUGGCACAAAGUAAAAGUACAAUUCACACUCCUAGACAGUUAACCCUUU
This is a messenger RNA of Bufo gargarizans (Asiatic toad), 4839 nucleotides long. It is a transcript of the gene GIT1, whose product is annotated as GIT ArfGAP 1. Gene Ontology annotation, biological process: brain development; regulation of ARF protein signal transduction. The coding region runs from base 234 to 2477 and encodes 747 amino acids. Gene Ontology annotation, molecular function: GTPase activator activity; protein binding. Lineage: Eukaryota; Metazoa; Chordata; Amphibia; Anura; Bufonidae. The transcript has 21 exons. The record is from RefSeq and is a predicted model, not a curated record.